CUGCCCCCAACAGGUCUGUCGGAGGAGUGCAUCGUCCAGACUCCAGCCUUCACCGAUGCUGUGCGACUUUACAGGCAAGCCAAGGGACACUAUGGUACCUGGGAUAUGAUGUGCGGAGCGCCCCCACAGAUCCUGACUAAUCUGGUGAUGGAGACGCUUCAUCCCGAGCUGAGAAAUCUCAUUGGUCCUCGUCUGAGGGGGAAGCUGCAGGACAGACAGAGGAGCUGGAUGCUGAUCUCCGACGCCGUGUACAGGCAGGUGUUGUCACAGGCGGCCAAUCAGUAUGAAGCUCUGACCGGUGCCUGUGAGGCCAAAAAGGUUCAGUUGGAUGCUGCUCUGCGCACCGACAUGGACCAGAUCAUCACGUCUAAAGAACAUGUUACUGGCAAAAUACAAGCGUUGGUGUUGCCCAAAGCAGAGCAGCUCCUGCAGACCAGCAUCCAGCCGUACAUCAACUCCAUCCUGGAGGCCUUGAUGGAGCCCACCAGCCGAGGUUUUGCCGAGGUCAGAGAUGUUUUUUUCAAGGAGCUGGUCGAGAUGAGCAAGAACUCCCUAAACGACACAGGCAAGGAAAAAGUGGGAGAGCACAUGGACAGGUUAUCCAUGCUGGCCUUCCACCCGGUGAAGAUGCAGAGCUGCUAUGAGAAGGUGGAGGAGCUAAACCUGGAGGGGUUGCAGCAGCGGUUUGAUGUCUCCAGCCCUUCUGUGUUUGUCAACCGAGCUCAGAUACUCAUGAGGGAGCAAAUGGACAACUCUGUGUACACAUUUGAGCAGCUGCUCAACCAGUCUUUGGAGAGUAAGGGAGAAGAGGACCUAUGUAAGACCAUCCAGAGAUGCCAGGACAGAGUUCUCAAGAAAUACGACUAUGACAGCAGCACCGUGAGGAAGAAGUUCUUCAGAGAAGCUCUGCUGCAGAUCAUCAUCCCGUACAUGCUGAAGGAACUCUCGCUGUCCUGCUCAUCUGAGCUGCCUCACUUCAAGGAGCUCAUCUUUGAGGACUUCUCCCGUUUCCUGCUGGUGAACAACAUGUUUGAAGAGGUGGUUCUGCAGUCAGUCACCAAGGACAUAAUGAUGGCUGUGAAGGAGGCGGCCGUCCAAAGGAAACACAACCUUUACCGGGACAGCAUCAUCCUGUCCAACAGCGACCCCAACCUGCACCUGCUUGAAGAAAAACCCGCUGUGGACUGGGCCACUAAAUUUGGAGCCAAUGAGCCAGAGGAGCCUGUAGAAGGUGGAUCUGUGAACAGGCGCAAGCAGGUGGUGUCCAUCAUCCAGCUGGACGAGGUGCCCAUUCCCUACGAGUCCUGCAUGGAGGUCCCAGGAGUGGAGCUUAUCCCAGAAGAGGAGUGCAAGGACAUCCAAGAGGAGGAUGAGGAGACCCCACUAUCUCCUCUGGGUCCAAAAUCCCCUGAUAGCGUGGGUGAAAUCAGGGGCCUGAUUAAUCCAGUGGUGGAGGUGGUGCUCCCGGUGACAGAGGAGGACGAGAGCAACCUGACCAACGGGACAGAGGUGAGGACUGACACCUUCACCAUGGAUGAUGGGGUUCAGGAGAAGGUGACACACAUCACCACUGUGGUGGAGGGCGUCCCCCGGAAAUCCAUCCGAGACAAGACAUCCCCGCAGGACAUGCUGCGGCAGCUGGUCGGAAACAAGAAACAGGAAACUGAUGCACAGCAUCAGGAGGAAGCAGCCAUCAAGAACGCCAUCGAGGAAAUAGAUGCGGCAGUGCAGGAAGGUGACAGUGAACAGAGCGCCGAUUUUAGUGCGGCAGAGUCUGAAUCAGCGCAGUCAUCUGUUGUUAAAGACUCCGUCUUCCAGUCACCGACCCAUAAGUUGCUGGAUAAAGGUGAAGCUCAGCCUGUCGCAAACACAGCCAACGGCGAGGAUAAAACGGUCACGCUGGAAGACAUGCAAGUGGAUUUUGUGUGAGAUGUCAACUUGCCACAAAAUGACUCCGAAACUGGAGAAGCGGCAAAGUGUGCAUCAGAUGCAAACAGAAACAGAAAGAACAAAGAAUUUAGUUGAAGAUACCUUCAGUGAUGCUGCACACUUCAAAAACAGUUUCACAGUCCAGGUUUGAACAUACUCUGAUUUCUAUGUGAUGAUUUUCUUUAUUUUUUUCCUCUCUGUUCAGCUUUGCAGCCACUAAAUUCAACAUAGAGAAUCUACUUUAGUAUGCAAGUUGCACCAGAAGGAUAAUCAAACUGGUAAUCUACACUUUCUUAGAUUCUGUUGACAAUUUGCCAGCAUAUUAUUAUUAUUAUUAUUAUUAUUAUUAUUAUUAUUAUUAUCACAGCAGUAGUUUACAAAUUUUGUGGUGAAAACAAAAAAAAAACUUUUUCCAUUUUAAGCAUUUGCAGCCUUUUUGGACUGUUAGUCUAAUCGCUGCUGUACAUAACCUAAAAGCUUUAAGAAUAAACAGGUAAAAAAAAAAAAAAAAAAAAUACAACUUACAAGAAACUUUCAGUUGAGGUGCUUAUUUAUUUUUGUGCGUGGGGGGUUUACUCUUUUUUUAAGAGGCCAUCCGUGAUCUCAAAUGUAGGUUAUUUGGUAACAAUUAGAAAUGCACACAAAAUACAUAAAAUAGUACAUUCUGAAUAUUGUAAUAAAGAAAAAAUUAAAAUCCUCAUUUUCAUUAUUACUAAACAAAAACAAAAAAUGUUAAAUUGGCCAUGUAACUGCAUGUAAAUGGAAUCUUGACUUCAAUGGAUCAGCAGAGGUCGCUGUAGCCAACCGUUACAUGUGCAGGAUUUGUUUUUUCCUAAUAUGUUUUAAUGUAGCAUUUUUUUUAUUUACAGAUGGCCUUAAUGUUUCAACUCUAGAAGAUUUUAAAAUGCUGAUAGAGAAUGAUAAAGCCUUGCACGUCUUUUCUUUUCGACAUCUGUGGAGGAUUUAAAAAUAAAUCAUGUUCUCCAUGGAUGUGGAUCACAUUAGUGUAAAUAUCUGAAUAUGACGAGCCUUUAAUCAGCAGGAGACUCUGAUGACGGUUUCUGACAAAAACAACAGUUUUAUUUUAAAACUGCCGUGUAGGUACUUUGACUCGAUCAUGACAAA
This is a messenger RNA of Thalassophryne amazonica, 3054 nucleotides long. RefSeq names its product protein Niban 2-like. Bases 106 to 1929 code for a protein of 607 amino acids. The record is from RefSeq and is a predicted model, not a curated record. The transcript has 9 exons. Lineage: Eukaryota; Metazoa; Chordata; Actinopteri; Batrachoidiformes; Batrachoididae.